ACUCAAGCUCCGUACCAAGGCUAUGCGCAAGCUCCACCUUCUCACUACGGCUCUUAUCCCCCCACACGUCAGCAGUCUACGGCUAUGCCCACUCAGCACACAGGCACCCAUGUUUAUUCCUCCACCUAUAGCGGAGGUGCUGCUUCGUCAUCCCAGGAGACGUCUCCCCAUGCCUCCUCAUCCACGCCGCAUACGUGCCCAAACUGCCCGGGAGUCACGUUCGCCCGCCGCCACGACUUGCAGAGGCACAUACAGAGCCUGCAUUCCGACUUCCAGGUCAGGUGCCACUAUUGCGGCAAGACUUAUGCCCGCGAGGAUUCGCUGAAGAGGCACUCCAAGAGCUGUCCUCAGGCGCCCAGGGGUGGCUGAUAGGUGGAGUCAUGCAGACGGAGUGAGGACACAACCGAUCUAGAUGGGAUUGUCUUGCUUGCAGAAGAGUCGAAGGCUAUGUAGGAUUCCUCCAUGCAUUUCUUGAAUUUCUUGGGCUGUUCCUAUGUGUCGUGGCAGAUCCUCGCUCAAUAGUCGUGUACGAAUAUGUAGUGUUCUCGUUUGUAGUGUGAAUGCAAUAGUGGCCGUGAUCCGUC
Messenger RNA from Heterobasidion irregulare TC 32-1, 584 nucleotides. RefSeq lists its product as uncharacterized. The record is from RefSeq and is a predicted model, not a curated record. The transcript has a single exon. The coding region runs from base 85 to 369 and encodes 94 amino acids. NCBI's taxonomy places the organism in Eukaryota, Fungi, Basidiomycota, Agaricomycetes, Russulales, Bondarzewiaceae.